CGGUGCAUACUUAACAACGUAUGUUUCCGGUGUAUUGAGAUGCAAUAAAGCAACAAGGAUGUAUUCUAUCAAAUCAUGGCUAAGUGUAAUUAUGUUGUUUUGUCACACGAAGUAUUCAGUUGGUGACAGUUUUGAAGAACGAGCCAUUUCAGCAGUGUCACUUGUCGAAAGAAAUUUACAUAUCAACGCCUGCAUUCAGAAUGCAUCAACAAAAGCAAAGCAGUUUUAUCCAACAGGUACUAGAUAUUAUGCCGUGUUAUGGAUCAGCAUGUAUUCAAGGGACUGUUUUAUAAAUAAAGACUUGUUGCCAAAAGAUAAGGAAAACAGGUUUCCGUACCGGUUGAAUAAAGAAUUAAGGUGUCAGAACUUUAGUCAAAGGGAUCCACACAUCCGAAGUAUAUUCAUCACUGUUUCAAACAUAAUUAAUGAUGCUUUGGCUAUAUUUUUCUCGCAGCCAUAUAAUCAGCUCUUCCGUGGGGUAGCCAUGGACUGGCCAUAUGCUGACAGAACCAAGUUUGUUGAAGAGGGUUUCUUCAGCUGUUCUACCGAUGUCAAUCCAGCGCUUAAUUUUGCCAGUGGAAACAUUCUCUUAAUCAUUAAAGAAUUGCGAGGUGUGUACAUAGCUGAUUAUGUACAAGAAAAGUUUGCCUACCAGAAAGAAGUGCUAGGAACUACUGUUAAAAUGUUUCUGAUAGAAGGAAAAGUUUCAGACGAGGCGGAGAUAAACACGACUAUGUCUAAAUUACCUGUUAAUAGGGCUCUCCAUCCGAAUAACCCAAAGGAAAUUAUGUAUGUUCGUCAGGUAUAUUCACCGUCUAGAGAAGAGAUAGACGCUGUGAUAAAAGAGCAGGACACCCUGAACGAGGCGUAUUGUUCGGCUGCAUGUCGUGUUAACUCUGUCAUGUUACAUAUCUGUAGUCUUCUGGCUUUACUACAUGCAAUAUCAGCAGUGUAAUCAUGUGGGCCAUAUAAAAGGUCGUUAUAAGGCCUAAAAAGAUGUUUGUUUCUGGUAUCCCGACCUACCCUAAUGUUUGGCCCGACCUAAAUGUUUUUAUGGCCUUGGAGAAUUUUAUUUUCAGCUUUUUAACAAAAAGUUGCAAAACUGCACUUUUUAUGCUUUAAACAUGGUCAGUGAUGUUAGAAAUCAACUUACUGAUGCUCUAAAGGCAUAACCCUCUUAUUUAUAUUCAUUUUUUGACACAAAAAUAAUUUCCGAAAAGUCUCACUUAAUAAAAAAAAGUAAAAAAAAAUCCGACCUACCUACCCUAAAUGUUUUUAGCAUGUUACCGGAAAGAAAGAUUUGUUUAGGACUAAAGAUAAAGCAAAUAACUUCCUUACUUUAACAAUGUCAAUUGCUUCGCUUCAAAAUCAUGCCGGCCAGAUAAGGAAGUUAAAUUAGCUUGCUUUUAUAGUAUCCGAUACUAAAAUUUACGGAAACGUUUAUGGGCCUCGCAAUGUCGCGUUAGAUAACGCAAAUAUCGACAUAUUUUCGCGAGAAAUCAACAUAUUAUCACAACAAAGCGAUAUAUUUUAUUGACUUAUUGCAUUCAUUUUUUCAAUGUUUAAUAAUUUUUCUCGAGAUCCGCGUAAGCUAUAAAGAUAUCUCGACAUAGUAUGACGAUAUAAAACGCCCCUUUCUUGAUUUACUAAAGUUCUCGUAAUAUAUUCUAGCAUAAAACUGCUGUUCUUGUCACUUUUGGGGGUGUAUUAACAAGAGAGAAGACGUGUGUUAACAGAGAGAUUUUCGCGCUCACGUGCUGUUAUAACACCUUUUUAUAUAUGCGCGUUCCGUGGCAAAGCGUAAACGUAUUACGGCUCCAAACGAAUAAUUCAAAUGGAAAUGACGUCAACGUGAAAAAACAACUCAGAUAUUCCCGCGCAUUUCAUGGAAAUUUAACCCUAAGACUGCCAGAGGGCCACUUUUGUGGCCCGGCUAAUGCACUAAAAUUGCCAGAGGGCUACUUUUGUGGCCCGAAACCUGCUUAGUUUAGGAUCGAUAUGGAACGUUUAAUUCAGUAUCUUAUUGCUAAAAAGAAGGUUUGAUGAAAUGUAAAUACUUGUUAUUUUGUACACUUACUAACGUCAUUUGCGCCGUGACGUCGUCUACGUGAUGUUUCCCGCCGUAAAUUUUCAAUUACGUUGGUAAUUGAAUUUGUUUGUACAGUUUUAUCUGAUACUGUAUUUCUAUAAAAAAUGCGUGGAAAGAAAAUUUUCGAUACACUGGGCCCUCGUUUUGCAUGAAAUACAUAAUGGUUAACGUAUGUAAUUUGUAUGAUAUAUAUUGUACGAAAUGAAUUUAUCCUUCGUUCUGAAUGGGCUUUGUGCUAAUGCAGACAGUUUACUGAGCUUCAUCAUUGAAUCUAGACAAUGAAGUUUGUAUAAAUAUGGUAUAUUUUCUACCCUGCAAUUGUAUAGCACACGUGUGAACGUUUCAGUUUGCUCAGUAUAAAAGCAUUUUUUCUUGUAUGUUCGUUGUCUCGUUACUUUUCUCCGUCCAGGAAAGACAAUUCACUUGUUUCUAUCUUCGAUUACUGUUUAACUCCCCUUUCGGAAAUUAUCAACAGACGCACAGUCAGUGAAAGAGAAAGAUUUUUGCAGGGAGAUUGAAAUAGUUAAAAUAUACGAUAAAGUAGAGGAUAGUAAAAUUUGGUUGAUAACACACUUCGUUACAACUAAUUGCAUGUAUGUUGGCAUACUACCUGCUUGAAAGAUUCAAGCUUGAGCAGAACAAUACGACGAGAGUAUUUGGAAAAAGGAAAAUUUAUAAUAAUUGGAAUGUAUGUGGGAAGACGUUACACACGUGAACAUUUAUAACACUAUAAGUUAACUUUUCCAAAAUGGAGAACAUAUGGAUGGAAGUGUUUCCACCGGAAAAGAUGAGAAUAAUCGAAAACAUUUGCCAGAUCGUUAUGUCUAGCCUGUUUGUUUAACGCCGUUUUUAACAGUAAAAUCAGUCAUGUAACGGCGGGCAGUUAACCUAACCAGUGUUCCUGGAUUCUGUACCAUGUCAAACCUGUUCUCCGCAAGUAACUACCAACUUCCCCACAUGAAUUAUCAGAGGUGGAGGACUAAUGAUUUCAGACACAAUGUCGUUUAUCAAAUAGUCACGGAGAACAUGCGCCCCGCCCGAGGAUCGAACUCGCGAUCCAGCGGUCCGUAGACCAACGCUCUUACCUACUGAGCUAAGCGGGCGGGCUGUAGUUUAUUUCAUGUUCAUUUUCGUAAUGAAUUUGAUGAGAAAAAUUGUGACAGAGACGAAGAAGUAACACAUUGAUAUUAUGUUGAAUCAUUCUGUUAUGGAUUGUAACCAGUACCCCGAUUA
Molecule: messenger RNA, 3322 nt
Organism: Mercenaria mercenaria
Lineage: Eukaryota; Metazoa; Mollusca; Bivalvia; Venerida; Veneridae
Exons: 2
Coding region: 59-955 (298 amino acids)
Source: RefSeq, a predicted model, not a curated record